Messenger RNA from Cylicocyclus nassatus, 919 nucleotides. The record is from the annotation of a GenBank genome assembly. Lineage: Eukaryota; Metazoa; Nematoda; Chromadorea; Rhabditida; Strongylidae.
GUGCAAGACCGCGCCGCUGGUGAAGCCAUAAUCGACAUUUGCGGCUUGUAAAUCAAAACGAAUGCCAGCGUUACCUCGUGUUGAUCGUAUCAAAACGAUUUAUUCGGCUGCUGCAGCGCUCAACUAUGGAUGGAAAUUUACUGAUUUUUUGAAGACGCCAAUGUACAAUGGUGUAUCAAGAUACAUUCCGCAGCUACACAGAAUUACAUUCCGUUUCUGCAAGCAAAGUGAAGGAAGUGUUGGAGUUCGGAACUUCAUUGAGAAUAAACUUAUCAAUUUAGGGCAGCAGAAUCCUUCCGUUGUGAUCUACACGCAACCAGUGCGCAAUGCUAAUCCAAUUAUUCGCGCCGAGUAUGGAAACGGAAGGAUCGUGCAACUGAAUGCAAAAAAUAUGAGUAUGGCCGAUAUAGAAAGAGACGUAAAUUUGCUGUAUUCCCGGAGUGGCGAACCAGUAGUGAAGUUGGAGUCUCGACAAAGUUCCCCCACGCCUUCUAUCCAGGGCGAGUGGACGCCGAUGACGUGGUUACCGCCGCGAAUGAACAAAGCUAAGCUACCGGAUCCGGAAUUUUCAAAGCACAAGACAUGUAAUGUGACAGCAACGGAAUACCUGCUGGAGGAACAAAAACGUAAUGAGAACCAGUGAUUAGCUCAUCGUUUUUACUGUUGCUGGUAUUGUUGAAAUUGUUCGAAAGAGUAUAUCAGGAUUUUUUAUUUUUGAUGAGCUUGAUGAACACUCGAGUUAUUUAUCUGAGAUUUGAAACUGUUUCUAUGCUGUUCACAGGCUAUUUAAUUGCUCAGUUAUUUGUGUGUUCAUUGUUUGACGGGUCAAAGCAAAUAACUGGCUUGGCUUUGCUUGAGCUUAGGAUGAUAUGUGCCGAACAGGUAUCUUAAUACUGUUAUUGUUACUUUUAUGGAAGUG